Hipposideros armiger (great roundleaf bat) is the source of this 1805-nucleotide messenger RNA. It is a transcript of the gene SLC22A31, whose product is annotated as solute carrier family 22 member 31. Lineage: Eukaryota; Metazoa; Chordata; Mammalia; Chiroptera; Hipposideridae. Bases 1 to 1548 code for a protein of 515 amino acids. The record is from RefSeq and is a predicted model, not a curated record. Gene Ontology annotation, biological process: transmembrane transport. Gene Ontology annotation, molecular function: transmembrane transporter activity. Gene Ontology annotation, cellular component: membrane. The transcript has 8 exons.
AUGGACCCGGAGGUGCGGGUGUUGCGUGCGGCGGGCGGCUUCGGCCGAGCCCGGCGCCUGCUAGCCGCCGCCUCGUGGCUGCCAUGCGUGGUGCUGGGUCUGGCGCUGAGCUCGGAGCCGCUGCUCACCGCGUUGCCCGCGCACCACUGCCGGCCGGACCCCGCGCUGCUGCCCCCAGCGCUGCGCGCCCUACCCGGGCCUGCGCUGCUCGACGCCAGCGUGCCGCGCCUGGGCCCCGCGCGCUCUCCGAGCCCCUGCCUGCUCCUGCGCUACCCCGAGCCCGCGCCCCGCGCCCGCCCCAACGGCACGGGCCCCUGCACACGCGGCUGGCACUACGCUCUGCCUGCCGCCGGCCUGCUGCGCAGCCCAGUCACCGAGUGGAACCUGGUGUGUGAGGAUGGCUGGAAGGUGCCACUGGAGCAGACGAGCCACCUCCUGGGCUGGCUGCUGGGCUGUGUCAUCCUGGGCAUGGGCUGUGACCGGUUUGGCCGCCGGGCUGUGUUUGUGGCCUCCCUGGUGCUGGCCACAGGCCUGGGGGCCGGUGAGGCCCUGGCUGCCAGCUUUCCUGCCCUGCUGGCCCUGCGGCUGCUUCAUGGAGGGGCUCUGGCAGGGGCCUCCCUUGCCCUCUACGUGGCUCGCCUGGAGCUGUGCGACCCCCCACGCCGCCUGGUGUUCUCCAUGGGAGCAGGCCUCUUCUCGGUGAUGGGCACUCUGCUGUUGCCUGGCCUGGCCCUGCUCGCACAGGACUGGCGCCUUCUGCAGGGGCUGAGCGCUCUGGCAACGGGACUCCUGAUGCUCUUUUGGGGGUACCCAGCCCUGUUUCCUGAGUCCCCAUGCUGGCUGCUGGCCACUGGGCGGCUGACCAGAGCCAGGAAGAUCCUGUGGCACUUUGCUGAAGCCAGCGGUGUGGACCCUGAGAAUAGCCCCGAGGAGGAGAGCUCCCUGGCUAUGGAGUUGGACACAUUGUCUGCAGGGAGCCCCCAGCCCCAGCACCACUGCAUCCUGGAGCUCCGGCACACCCACAUCGCCUGGAGGAACGGACUCAUCCUGGGCUUCAGUUUGCCUGGCAGGACCCCUGAGACUUGGAUGAGGAAAGGGAGGACCUUGGAGCAGCCCACUGUGGGCAGCAUGGGAGCCUUGUCCUUGUCCCCAGACCUGCCGGGCUGGACCGUGCUGUUCCUCUCUGUCCUGGGGCUUGUGGCCUCCCAGGCCGUGUCCACCCUCAGCAGCCUUUUUGCAGCUGAGAUCUUCCCCACGGUGAUCAGGGGGGCAGGGCUGGGCCUCGUGCUAGGUGCCGGGUUCCUGGGCCAGGCGGCCACCCCACUCGCCAACGUGCACGGCCGGCGGGGCUUCUUCUUACAACAUGUGGUUUUCGCCUCCUUCGCCAUUCUUGCCCUGCUGUGUGUCCUGCUGCUGCCCGAGAGCCGUGGCCGAGGGCUGCCCCAUUCGCUGCAGGAUGCUGACCGCCUUCGUCGCUCACCGCUUCUUCGGGGCCACCCCUGCCAGGACCACCUGCCCCUGCUGCCACCCUCCCAUUGCCGGGGCUAGACACAGCUGGUCUAGGAGGGGUGACCCUGACUGGACAGACACACCUCCCCUUGGAUGGCCACGUGUCAGUGUGAACAGAAGGGUCUCAAGGAGGAAUCAUGGGGACAGUGUGAAGGGGGAGCCCUGGUUGGGUCCCUUGUUCUUGGGGACCCUUGUCCCCUACCACCACUUGUGGAGGAUAAAGGCAUCCAUAGAACUUCGCAUCCUUACUGGUUCUUCCUUCAGGCCACAUCCUGGGACUGGAGGGGGCCCCCACU